Myxozyma melibiosi is the source of this 954-nucleotide messenger RNA. Its product is annotated as glycoside hydrolase family 18 protein. NCBI's taxonomy places the organism in Eukaryota, Fungi, Ascomycota, Lipomycetes, Lipomycetales, Lipomycetaceae. Gene Ontology annotation, biological process: carbohydrate metabolic process. The record is from RefSeq and is a predicted model, not a curated record. Gene Ontology annotation, molecular function: chitinase activity. The coding region runs from base 1 to 954 and encodes 317 amino acids. Gene Ontology annotation, cellular component: extracellular region. The transcript is spliced from 3 exons.
AUGGUGAAGUACAGAUUCUGGCUCUUCACGUCCAAACUUCUGGCCCUGCUCGGAUCGAAUGCAAUUCAGCAUGUUCUAGCCGACUUUGACGCGUCUGCCAAUUCCAAUUUGGCCAUGUACUGGGGUCAAAACUCGUACGGCGAGGUUGGAUCGCAGGAUGAUCUGUCCAGCUAUUGCGAGGACUCGACGAAUGAUAUACUCCUCUUGUCUUUUGUGACUGUGUUUUUUGGUACCGGUGAUCUUCCGGAGAUCAACUUUGCUGGAUCGUGCGAAGGCAGUUAUUUCGAUGACAGCGAGCUUCUCGACUGUCCGACUAUAGCUUCCGAUAUCGUCACCUGCCAGGAUAACGGGAAGAAGAUCUUUCUCUCUCUUGGUGGAUCUAGCGGUUCCUACGGAUUUGACAACGACACCGAGGCCGAAGAAUUUGCGACUACGAUCUGGGACAUCUUUGGAGGUGGAUCCUCAGACACUCGUCCGUUUGGCACUGCUGUUGUCGAUGGUUUCGAUCUUGAUAUUGAAGGUGGAAGCUCUACCGGUUAUUCUGCUUUCGUUACCAAGAUGCGUAACUAUUACGACGAGUAUGUUGCCGCGGGAGGAAAGCAAAUGUACAUCUCUGGCGCGCCGCAGUGCCCGAUUCCCGAUUCGUUCUUGAACGAUGCGAUGGAGACGUCGUACUUUGACUUUUACUUUGUUCAGUUCUACAACAAUUACUGCGGCAUCAAUUUUUGGGAAGAGGGCACGUCGACUACGUUUAACUUUGAUGCCUGGGAUACUUUUGCCCAGUCAUCGGGUUACAAUCCUGACGCAAAGGUCUACCUCGGAGUUUCAGCGAGCUCUGAUGCUGCUGGAACUGGAUACGUCGAUAUCGAUACAUUGACUACAGUUAUCUCAGAACUUGCCUCUACAUAUACUAGCUUUGGCGGUGUUAUGAUGUGGUACGUAUGCCAAUUCUAA